AUGAGCCACUUCACCCUGGCUGCGCUGGAGCUCGAUAAUAACUACAGGACGCUCCGGAUGGAUUUACCGUCCCUCCCACCUCGCAGCGCACAAUUUCCCUCACAAGACAGGCGCUCCUCCAUUUAUUUAAUCUUGGCCGACGACAGCAUGCCAAACGCAGACUCCAGCGACAGAGCUCGAGACUUUCAAACAGGGGACAGGAGUGAGACGUCCUCUGACUGCGUACCCCAACAGCACCGACAGACAGGACCAGUGUGUACAAAAAGCCGCUUUAUGGGCCCCAAACCUCGUGAGCCCCCCGGGAUGGCGUGCAGCGCGUGUUACUACCUAGUUAUCAGCUCCACUCACUUAAGCAACGGACACUUUCGGCGCGUCAAAGGGGUCUUCAGGGGACCGCUGCGUCCAACCGCAAGCAGUGACUCACCGCUUCUGCCCUUCAUCACCAGCAGCUUUCCACCGACCUCGACGGUACAUCAGGAAUGCACUGAGAGGGCUUUAGGUUGCUCAGUGGAGGAUCUGAAGUCUCUCUUCUACUGUGAGCUGUGUGACAAGCAGUACCUGAGACACCAGGAGUUUGACAACCACAUCAACUCCUACGACCAUGCACACAAACAGAGGCUGAAAGAACUGAAGCACAGAGAGUUUGUGCGUAAUGUGGCCUCAAAAUCAUGGAAGGACCAGCGAAAACAGGAGAAGGCUCUUCGGCGUCUGCACCAACUCGCAGAGCUGCAGCAAGAAACCGAGCAAGUCCCAAGAAGGUCUUGUGGAUUGAGACGGGCAAUCACUGUUAGCCAACAACGAGAUAAUAAUGUGUAUCAAAGAGAAAAGAGCCCUGAAGACAAACCUGUGACCUUAUCCCGCCCCCAGAGGACCCCGAUGACACAACCGAGGACCACCAGCCAAACGUCAGAAGAUUCAUGCCAGCCUUUUGCGCGGUUACCUCUUGCCACUACUUUAGCAGAGUCCCGGCUAAUGACUUCUACAUCCGAUACAGACACUCCUGCUAUUUUGACCCAGUCUUACCACAGCUUGUGCCCCCAGCUUCCUCUCCCUGCUAAAGGGAGAGUGGGAGGCAGGCUUGGAGUGUCAUUCUGCUUCUCACGCAGAGGGCCCAGGCUGGAGCCUUCUGCUUCAGUCUUCUCCGACCUGGAGGAGGAAGAGAGAGAAAAGAGGGAACAAAUGAGAGAGAGAGUAAAGGCAAUAAUGGAAGAUAUCGACAGGGAGAUAGGGGAAGCAGAUGAGAGGAAACACAGUGAAAGUGGAAAGGAAAAGCCCUCCUCUGAAAGUGUCUUAGUGAGCGACAUUCAGCCAGUCCCAGGAGAGACAACAAGAGAAGAGAAGCAGAUGGGAGAAGCUGACAGACUAAAAGAACAUUUUCCCAUUUCCACAGCAGCCAAUAUUAAUACAAGUGAUGACUUACUAGUCCCACAAUCACACACUCAGGUGAGCAUAUGGGGAGAAACACAAAACAUGGCACAUGUGGACGCCAAACACAAAGGAAGGGAGACGGAGACAAAACAAGAAACAGACAGCGACAAGCAGACAAGUCCUUUUGAGUAUGUGCAAGGGAAAGAUGUUGCAACCCGUCUGAGAUGGCCUGUCAGUUUGCUUAGGUUCACCAAGUCUCAACCAAGCAUCUCCUACAGCUGCAACCCGCUCUGCUUAAACUUCCCACCACCAGAAAUAUGCACAGGCGAUCAGCAGGAGACACAACAGGAUCAGUCAUCUCCUUUUUCAGGUGCACCAAAUCCAGCUGAUCCUAAAGACAACACUCACUCGUCUUUUCAAAAACAUGACUUGGGAACUCAUGGACUUGAAAAAGAUGAGAAUUUUAAGCAACAUAUUGGUGUGGGGACAAAUGGCCAUCUGCUCCUUAAGGACACAAUUAUUUCACCUUCUGAAACAGAAGUAGAAAGAGGCAGAUGCACACAAAGUACCGAGAACUGUGAGAGGGCAGGCCCCUAUCCAUUUGACCCCAGUCAGUGUGACAGCUCCGACACAAACUCCCAGAAUCCUCUGGGAAGCAGAUUAGAGGGUGCAAGAAGGAUCAGGAAGAGAGCCAUCGCAGCCCUGAGCUGUAAAUUAGAGUCUGUCACCCAGCUUGGCACAGAGGGGGUGUGCAUCAGUCCGUCCAGGUGUGAAUGUGGGAGUGCGACAAUGUGCAAGUGUGCCAGCGCUCCACAGCCGUAUGUGGGUACCCCAAAAGCGUCACGUAAAAAAAGGACGUCCAACACCAAGAAACACAAGCUGAAAAAGACCAAAAGGGCUGAGAAGGAAAAGGCUUCACACAAAAGCCGGUCGGCAAAGUGCAAAGUGAGGAGUGUUGUCUCCACGGUUUUCGCAGGAAGAGAGAGCAACAGGGAAGCCGGGGAAGGAUGGAGAGGGAGAGGGAGGCAAAGACAGAUGAGGGUGAGGAGAGCGUCCAAGGCAGGGAGCAGAUGUCUCCUGGGGAGAUGCGAUGCUGAACCGGUAUCCGUCUGUGUCAGGAGGAGGCCUCGUAGGAGCUCCGGGACUGAAUUCAAGUCACAGCCAGGCAGAGAGCAGGCAGAACACUCGAGCAUCUACUCCCAACUGAGCAGACGCGCAGCAGACAGAGAUACCGAGGGGCAGGGAAAGCCAGGCGGAGAUGCAAUGGCUUUUCCCUGGCGGUCUCACUUCUCCUUACGCUCCUUCUCACCAGGAUGUAACUCAAAGCUGUUUUGGGAAAGGGGUCACCAUAGCAACCCCAGGAGUUUCAUUGACUGCUGUUACCCUGACAACAGCUGCGGUAGCGGUCCUGUGAAAAAGAGAAAACUACUCCAUGGGGACAGGACGUUCAUUCAUAGUAAGAGGAAUUUUGAAGUCUGGGAGGAGGAUAGAAGGAUAAUGGGAGGCUCCAGAGACAGGCGUCUGAUUUCAGACACAGGGCAGUGGGAGUGGGAGAGAGGGAGCUAUGCUGGAGGCCGGGAGGAGCACAGGCCAAGGACUGGCUGGGGCUUGAGAAACAGAGAGACAGAGUGGGAUCAUGUGGUGAAGUGCAGCCCUAGUCCGAGCGGAUGGGACAGGAGACACAGGCAUCUCAGCACGGAAGACUUAGACUGGGAUAGGUGCAGUGUGGACAGAUGGACGUGGGGCAGCAGCGACAGCUGGGAAGAUAGAGGAGCACACAGGUCCAUUUCAGGCUCAAGGACAGGUUCUGACAGCACAGACAGCCCAACCAGCAUGUGGAGAUGUGCAGGCACGAGGCGCUCAAGUUCAAGACACUUCUCAAGCCCUGAGUGGUGGACAAGUCGACAGACACACAGCUGCCGGAGUAUAAUUGGCAUCCAGGGCAGUAAAUGCCUGAGCCCUCGCUCCUGCAGUCCUUGUAGCAGCAUCAGCACAUCCGAGUUCAGUUGUGGAUGGAGCAGGAGCAGUACCUGCUCAGAAGUCAGUGUAAAUAGGCUGACGGUCAGUUCCUAUGGGACAUCCUCAAGGACGGAUGAGACUCCUCAGGAGACCAGAAAGCAAAACAGUCCCAAAUCCACUUCACCCGUCCCUUGCUCUGCCUCUCUCUCUCAUUCCUCUCCCCACAGAUCAUCUCUGAAAGCUCCUGGCCUCAUCACUGACCACUUUGACAGAAGUCCCUCACAGCGAAAAGACACUAGUUCAGAGUCAGAGCAUGGUCAGGAACCCUCUGCCCCUGUCACAAUAAGCAGCUCAGGCACAGUUCUGCCAACACUAUGUCAAAGUCAGACUCUUCCUCAGAAACCGCAAAGGAUGUUACUUUUCCCUCUCAUAGGAAAACUUCCUGCAAUCCUGAGAAAGGCAAGAAGGAAAAACGGAUUGCUGGAAAAGAGUCAAGAAAGGCAGAGAAAAAAGGAAGUGAAGGAAGGUGGAGAAGAUCCCGGGGCAUCUCCUGUCUGUCAAAAAUGUCCUCCAGACAUUGCUGAGUCUAAACUCGGCAGAAUGCCAAAUCUCUCACCACCACAGAUUAGGACCGAUGACAAGAAGACAGGUGCAGAAACAGUUCCACCAAUCAGCUUUUCAGCUGAGGAGAUGGACAAAUAUCGCGUCCUGCAAGAGCAAGCAAGGGAACACAUGCAGAAAGUACUGGAAAAGUCGCAAGAAAGUGCAGACAUGAACGCACAGACGAGCUAUACACACGACGCACAGACAGAAAGGUGCAUGGCUUUAGAAGAGCGAUACACAAUUGCACCAUUGCACAACCCUGCACAGCCACAAACUCAGCCAAUGCAAGCAGAGAUGAUGCAUGAACAAGUACAUAACACGCUCCACGUCAGUCUCCCGCUCUCACAUGGGACCCCACAAGAGAGCUUUACACGGCCCAUGGCUCUGGGAGUCCCCAACCUCACACAUCUUCCACCGUCUCCUCCUAUUUCUAAUCUCCAUCACAUUAUUUUACGACAAACAGCCCUCAGCAUGCCACCCCACUCCCACUCUACAUCUAGCUCAUCCCUCUCUUCUGCCCUCCACCCACACCCACCCCCUUGUCCUCCUUCCCUCGCUCAUCCCCUUCAUCUCACCCCCCUCUCUAUCUCCUCUCUGUUCCCUUCCAUCCUGUUCUCCCAUCAUCCAGUCCCUCUGUUUUCCCAAUCACCAGCUUUCCACACAUCACCCCUCACUUCGCUCUCCCCCAUAGCCCUGCAACCUUUGAACUCACAGCCUUUCAUGGACAGAUCGUGGACUGUGAGGUUUCAACAGAAAGCAAUAUAA
Messenger RNA from Menidia menidia (Atlantic silverside), 4695 nucleotides. The record is from the annotation of a GenBank genome assembly. NCBI's taxonomy places the organism in Eukaryota, Metazoa, Chordata, Actinopteri, Atheriniformes, Atherinopsidae.